GGUAAGUCAUUGUCUUCUUCCAACUUGGUAUAUUUUUUUUUAUUUGUUUGAAAAACGUGUAUUAUAUUAUGCCACCAAAAUCUAUCAUUGAAACGAAUGCUUCUUCUAUCAUUGAUCUCAAAGCUCUUUUAUCACAACAAAAAGAACAAUUUGAUAGAGAACGUUCUGGAGCACAACUGAAAACUCCUUCGAAGACAGAGAGUAAUAAGAAAUCAAGCCGGACAAUACAACAAAAUCGAGGUGUUGAAGAACGGGCACGGCGAGAUAAAGCUACGUACGCUGGCAACGAAGAAGAAGUGGAUAUUUUGGAGAAAAGCAGAAUAGCCUUAGAACGAAAGGCCAAAAUAUAUGAUACCCUACAACGACAACAUCAACAGCUGAACAAUUUGGAUGAUGUAGAAAACUCUGACUUACUGAUCGACUUUGACCAAAAAUAUUUCCAGCAGCGAGACUAUGACACAAGUAGAAAAAAGAAAGUUAUUGACAAAGAAGAAGAGCGGCAUAGCUCAGACCCUUGGGUAGAAUAUGAAGAUGAAUUCGGUAGGACACGUGUUGUACGUCAAAGUCAACUUCCUCGACCACGAUCUAGAUCACCUUCUCCAGAUCCUACUACUUCUCGGUCCUUUGAUAUAAUUGAACCUGCAGAUCGGUCUCAUAUUCGUCAUUAUGUCGCUUCACAAGAGAAUAGAACAAGGGGUGUUGGACAUUAUAGUUUUGCUGUUGAUGAUGAAGAACGACAAAUACAGAUAGCAAAUCUCAAUAAACUUCGACAGGAGACAGAAGCAGCGCGAAGGAAGUCAAGAACUGCCAGUGAAAGACGUAGAGCAAUCAUAGCCAAAAGAGCAGAACAUAUUCAUCAUCGAAGGGCGAUAUUACGUGGAAAAAACAAAUCAACAUCACAAACAUCUACCACCAUCAACGAAGAUAAUGUCACUCAAUUAUUACAAACAAUGAGAAAAUUGGUUGAAAAAUAAUAAUAAAAAAAA
This is a messenger RNA of Halteromyces radiatus, 986 nucleotides long. RefSeq lists its product as uncharacterized. Bases 69 to 974 code for a protein of 301 amino acids. Gene Ontology annotation, cellular component: nucleus. The record is from RefSeq and is a predicted model, not a curated record. NCBI's taxonomy places the organism in Eukaryota, Fungi, Mucoromycota, Mucoromycetes, Mucorales, Cunninghamellaceae. The transcript is spliced from 4 exons.